This is a messenger RNA of Prorocentrum cordatum, 729 nucleotides long. The record is from the annotation of a GenBank genome assembly. NCBI's taxonomy places the organism in Eukaryota, Dinophyceae, Prorocentrales, Prorocentraceae.
AUGGCGGGUUGCCGCGUGCUCAUCCUGGGCGCCGGAGGACACGCCCCUCCUCGCCGGGUUGGGGUUUUCUCGGCCCGCCAGUGGGUCACCAUCGGCUCCGACACCGCCACCUCUCCGGCGCUCCCCGUAGCGCACGCCGUGGCACUCGAGAUGUCGGCCGCGCCGGAGGCGCAGGCGCGGGCGCUGGCUUCCAAGGUGCGCGAGUUGGUGGGCGAGGGCGGCCGUCUGGACGCGAUCGUCAACGUGGCGGGGGGGUUCGCGAUGGGCAGCGCCGACGACCCAGCCGUGGUGGAGAGGAGCCGGGAGGGUAGUCGCGCAGUGUACUCCUCCGUGGUGGCCGCCCACGUCGCCAGCACGGCGCUGAGACCUGGUGGGCUGCUGGUGCUCCCGGGCGCCGCGGCCGCGCUGGGCCCCACGGGCUGGAGCCUGCCGUACGGCACCGCCAAAGCUGCCGUGCACCACCUGGUGCGCUCCCUGGCGGACGCCGAGAGCGCCGGGCUGCCGGCGGGCUGCAAGACGAUCGGCAUAGCGCCGCAGACGCUGGACACGCCGCAGAACCGCGAGGCGAUGCCCACCGCGGACCGCGGCACGUGGGCCACGCUGGACGAGGUGGGCGAGCAGCUCGAGGCCUGGUGCGCGGACCCGACGGGGCUGCGGAGCGGGAUGGUCUACGUGAUCCGGAAGGAGGCCGGCCUGCCAGCGGUCUUCGACCCCGUGGACCCGCUCUGA